GACGUCAGAAUGAAGUUCAAUAAGUCUGUGUCCUCCUCAAGAAGGAAGAACAGGAAGCGCCAUUUCAACGCCCCCUCCCACAUCCGACGCAAGAUCAUGAGCUCACCACUUUCCAAAGACUUGAGACAGAAGCACAAUGUGCGUAGUAUGCCAAUCAGGAAAGAUGAUGAAGUACAGGUGGUGAGAGGUCACUACAAAGGUCAGCAGGUGGGCAAAGUGGUCCAGGUGUACCGUAAAAAAUACGUCAUCUACAUCGAACGUAUACAAAGAGAGAAGGCUAACGGAGCUUCUGUUCAUGUCGGCAUUCAUCCAUCAAAGGUGGUCAUUGUAAAACUGAAGAUGGACAAGGAUAGGAAGCAGAUCCUGGAGCGCAAGGCCAGAAGUAGACAGAGAGCUGACAAGGGCAAGCACACUGAAGAAUCUAUCAUGGAGACGUCAUAAACACUUUCAAGCAACUGAUUAUAAUAAAACCUUUGGGGCCC
Molecule: messenger RNA, 482 nt
Organism: Liolophura sinensis
Lineage: Eukaryota; Metazoa; Mollusca; Polyplacophora; Chitonida; Chitonidae
Product: large ribosomal subunit protein uL24-like
Exons: 4
Coding region: 10-441 (143 amino acids)
Biological process (GO): translation
Cellular component (GO): ribosome; large ribosomal subunit
Molecular function (GO): RNA binding; structural constituent of ribosome
Source: RefSeq, a predicted model, not a curated record